UCUCACGCUGGCCUUCUCCUCCCCCGCCAGGCUCCGCGCACUCUCCAGCGGGGGCAGCGUGGCUUCCCCGCCGUCCUCCCCUGCCAUGCCAAAGUACAAACUAGCCGAGUACCGAUACGGGCGGGAAGAGAUGCUAGCACUUUACGUCAAGGACAAUAAGCUCCCUGACGAAAUCCAAGACCGGGAAUUUUCGGCCAUCUUGGAGGAGGAACCUCUGCAACCCCUGGCGUUGGUCCCGUUGACCGAAGAAGAACAGCGGAACUUCUCCAUGUCCGUCAACAGCGUGGCGGUGUUGAGGCUGAUGGGCAAGGGGGCCGGGGUGGCCCCUGCCGGGGUCUCGCGGGGGAGAGGCAGCACGCGGAGCCGAGCAGGCCGCGGGCGAGGCGAGAGCGGCUUUUACCAAAGAAGCAUCGAGGAGGCGGAAGGCGGGGCCUUCGGCCGAGGUGGAGUCCGCGAAAUCCACCGCAGCCAGAGUUGGGAUGACCGAGGGGACCGGCGGUUUGAGAAGCCCAUCCGGCGGGAAGGAGCCCGGCCCCCCUUUGAGGAGGGGGCUCCCUCCAGUCGCAAAGACUUUGCUCGCUCGGACAGCGACAACUGGCGCACGCUGCGCGAGGAGCACGAGGAGGAGGAAGAGGGCGGCAGCGGCGGGAGCAAUGCCGGGGGCGGGUCAGGAGGAAGCUGGCGUCAGAGCGGGGCGUCCCGGCGUGAGAGCGAGCGCUGGCGGUCGGCCAGCCCGGACGGAGGGCCUCGUUCGGCUGGCUGGCGGGAGCAUGGCGGGGACAGCCGCCGGCGGAAGUUCGACUUCGACUUCCGGGAACGCGAGGAGGAGCCGCGGGGAGGACGCCGCCAUCGCCAGAGCAGCGACAGCUUCGAGGAGGAGAAGGACGGGCUGCCCGAGUGGUGCCUGGAGGAUGAGGAAGAGGAGAUGGGCACUUUUGACUCCUCGGGAGCCUUCAUGUCCCUCAAGGUAGGGGCCAGG
This is a messenger RNA of Pseudonaja textilis, 979 nucleotides long. The record is from RefSeq and is a predicted model, not a curated record. Lineage: Eukaryota; Metazoa; Chordata; Lepidosauria; Squamata; Elapidae.